GGACUAGAGGAAACAGGGGUCCAGCAAACAGAGGCAUUAGCAGAAGGAAGAGAUGGUAAUCUUCCAACACAUGGACAAGGUAUGCUCUCUAUUUUACUUAAUUCUCAGGCUAACUUUUUUGUAGCCCUUUUAGAGGGACUACUGAGAGGGGAUAAGUAAAAGGCUCCUCUAUUCCUGGUACAAUACUUGUAAUUGAAGUAAAAUGAAAGUAGUGAAAAGCUUGUAGAGUUGUAGUUUAAGUUAAGGGCUUGGACCUGGCCCUGGCCUUUGAAAGAAGAAUGGAAAUGUACAGGGAACAGUAUGGAGAAUAUGCAUACUGAUGUGAGGGUGUAAGGGGUCAGAGGGGAAACUUCUUACUGUGCAUUCUUCAUGACACAAACAAUUUUGACCCAUCAAAAUACACUAAAAGCAAGAAAGAGGCAUUCUUCUUUCAAAUCCAUCACAAUGAUGAAGAUGGCUUCUCAGCUUCAUUUAAAGCAGGUAGGAAAAUGCGAGUCCUUUGAUUUGAGUCGAUUCAAGUCGAUUGCGAGAUAUUCUCCAAGAAUCUUGCAAAAUGACAUCCAGUUUGCAUUUCCAUCCACUAAGGAAUGGUUUAUCAGAUCUCCGGUAUAACAAGAUGCAUUAACUGCGAAUCGACUUUUAGCCCAGUAAAUUUGGGCUAUGCUAAAUUUUGUUACCUUACAAACACAAUACAGUGACCCUACUCAAAACUUGAGCUAUGACGUCUUCGUCAAGGAUCCAGCUCGCCACCCACUCCAGAGAGUACUGCGUGGUCAUAUCUUCCAGAUUUAAUUGUAGCUCUGUUUUGUUAUUAGUUCUAACUGGGUUAGCCUGUUCAAGGAAUUUAUUUAGUUUAAUGAAGCCCUAUAGGAGAAUAGAAGGUUUUGGUUGGGUUGCCUGAAUACCUGUAAAUCAUUAUGGUAUACAAGAGAUCUCAAUUUUUUCCCCUUUUGUAUGCUGAAAACCAGUUGGAAGUAGGGCAGAAGGACGUCAGGGACUAGAGGAAACAGGGGUCCAGCCAACAGAGGCAUUAGCAGAAGGAAGAGAUGGUAAUCUUCCAACACAUGGACAAGGUAUGCUCUCUAUUUUACUUAAUUCUCAGGCUAACUUUUUUGUAGCCCUUUUAGAGGGACUACUGAGAGGGGAUAAGUAAAAGGCUCCUCUAUUCCUGGUACAAUACUUGCAAUUGAAGUAAAAUGAAAGUAGUGAAAAGCUUGUAGAGUUGUAGUUUAAGUUAAGGGCUUGGACCUGGCCCUUCUGUAGGAUUUCAGUUGUAAUGCAAGCUAACAAACAUGCCAUUGAUUUACACAUAUCUGGUCUUCAUACCAGAAUAUUUGAACAAAAGAUUUGGCAUGGACAGGGAGCUCCCAACCUCAAAUGCAACACAGAUGUUUUCUUCUUAAAUUUUGCUGGGUCUUCAUAAACCUUCUCCUCUAGGAUUUGUUUUCUAUUGCCUUAACUAGAUAAAAUUUUUUUGUUUGAGUAAUGGAUCACCUGUGCUUUGCUGAAUGUAGAUGGACUGCAUUCCUCUGUACACUAUCUUUGUAAAGGACUAAUCAUAAUGUAACUGUGCCAAUUGUGAUGGAUUUGAAAGAAGAAUGGAAAUGUACAGGGAACAGUAUGGAGAAUAUGCAUACUGAUGUGAGGGUGUAAGGGGUCAGAGGGGAAACUUCUUACUGUGCAUUCUUCAUGACACAAACAAUUUUGACCCAUCAAAAUACACUAAAAGCAAGAAAGAGGCAUUCUUCUUUCAAAUCCAUCACAAUGAUGAAGAUGGCUUCUCAGCUUCAUUUAAAGCAGGUAGGAAAAUGCGAGUCCUUUGAUUUGAGUCGAUUCAAGUCGAUUGCGAGAUAUUCUCCAAGUGUCUUACAAAUUGACAUCCAGUUUGCAUUUCCAUCCAUGAAGAGAUGGUUUAUCAAAUUUCCGGUAUAACGAGACACAUUAACCGCGAAUCGACUUCCGGUAAAACGGUUCGCGAACGAAUCGUGGCGUUUUGGGUGUAUUGGACAACCCCCAUUUUAAACGUAAAAGUAUUCAAAUACCACUAUAGGCCCAUUGAAAUGCGGUUUACUUAAAUAUUCUUUUUCCGUUUCCUCACAGUAUCACGGUUAGUGGCUCCUUAUUUAAAAUACACCGAAGAGAAAAUGAACUACUACAUGCUCCUUCGAGUUGUCGGGGAUGUAGUACCUGAAGGCCUGCGGAAAAUCUUUAAACAAGAAUGGGACAAUCGCUACAAGACAAACCUGGGAGAAUGGAAAGAUACACCGGAUGACGGAAAGAUCUUUUGCACGAUCAUACGCCGUCAAUCCAGAAGAAUAAAUCGUUAUCUCUUGGAAACUAUCGAAAAGGGUAACAGGGCUGAAUGGGAUUCUUCCGUGCUGUGUUAUGCCAUCCUUAAUUGCGAUUCCCCUGACAAUCUCAAUCCAAGGAUAAAAUCAAAUGUGGGUGAUCUUAGAUAUUUACGUAAUGAAUUAGCGCAUUGGCCAACGGUCGAAAUUUCAAACGAAUAUUUCCGAACAAAGAUUUCGAAAAUUAAGAUCGCAUUUCAUGAACUCGGCUUACGAGAACCUGAAAUCCCGGGACCUGAGAUAGGGUUCUCACUGGAAGAGUUUAUAGCUGCGCUGGAGGAAUUAGGUGACAUUAAAAAGAAGAUUGAAGAGUUGGAAAAGAAAUUUGUACGAAAAUUAACCACAUUUUAGAUGAUGAGUGACGAACUUCGUGAAAAAGAGGAACUAUAUGUUCUUAAAGUUCUGUUUGAGGCAGUACAGUGUUAAAAAUUUGCAGCAGAAAUUUAUGUCCUAAAGUGCAGACCUAAUCAUAUUGAUGUGACAUAUAGCCAGCAUAAAUUAGUUCACUUAGAGCGAAGGGUGGAAAGAGAUUAGUAUUUCCAGCUGUUUCUCAGGAGAAACGGACAAAACAUGUACAUAUAACCGUAAUGACAAGCAUGAUCAUUCAAAAAUAUGAUGAGUUUUUAAUUUUUUUCGAUCUCUCUGACGCCAGUGCUUAGUAACUUAAAGGGGAGAUAACGCUAUCUAACGGAUAAAUCGCUAUUCAGCGGAUAAGAGUAGACAAAAUUAACUGCACUAAAUACCAGAUAGAAAUUUAUCCAUUGGAUUGCGUUAUCCAUCCUUUAAGCAACCGCGGCCUGCUGGAUCGUAACACCAUAUAAGGCAAGUGCCUUGUAAUAGGCAUUUCUGUUUGUAUUUGUUAAUGUUGAACUGAUUGUAGAUUGAGUGGAGACUAGGACAAAGACAGAGGGAAUUCAUCAUUGAUCUGAGUUGAAAUGUUUAACGUUUUUCUUGUCGUUUUCUCCGAGGCUACUAAGCAUGCGUAGCCGUGUGACAACUUGAAUGGUUUUAGACAGUUUUUCCUUAGAAAUAACCAGUUGGUCGUGGGGUAACAUUAGGUAACUUUUAUUUGAGAAGAAUUCCAAAAGGCCUUUAAAGUUUGAAACAAGGGUCUUAACUAUAUUGCUACCAUUUUAUCAGGUUGUUCUUCAUUGACAAUUUUGUGAAAUAGUUAGUUCUGAUGUCAUUACAAAAGAGAAUCAGCUCAUUUAUUAGAGAGCUUUUUUACUGUUCUUAACACGAAUUUUUUAAGCAGGUAAAUAAGCAAGGCGGCUUAAGUAUUUUAAGUAUUUUUAAGUAGCUGAAGUAUUUUUCAGGUAUUCAUGUAAUCAACAUGUAAUUGUUUUUAUCACUAAUUUUUGUAGUAGGUAAAUAAUCAAGGCCUAUUUUAAAGGAAUCUUCGUGUUCUGUUUUAAGCUGUCCUCAAAUUGAUUGAAUUGACUUGUUCAAUGUAAUUAAUUUGGAAUUUGUAUUAAAGAUAAAGACUACCCCUAGACAUGAAGGCAUUGAGAG
Molecule: messenger RNA, 3860 nt
Organism: Pocillopora meandrina
Lineage: Eukaryota; Metazoa; Cnidaria; Anthozoa; Scleractinia; Pocilloporidae
Source: the annotation of a GenBank genome assembly